AUGCACGCGCAAGGUCUGCAUGCGGUGGCCACGGUCGGCCUGCUGGUGCUGUGUCUGGCCGGUGGCGGCUGCACUGCCCAACCACAAUCAACCACCGCGCUGGAGCUGGUGCUGGAGCGGAUCGGUGCGGUUCUGGAGCAGGCACUGCCGACCGGUGCCUGCCGGCGGGACGUUAAUCGAACGCUGGAAGCUGCCCGGAACCAAGACGCUUGGGCUGUGACAAUGCUGGACGCCACGGUGAAGUUUCCGGACGCGGUCGAGCUCGGCGCCCGCGAUCAUCUCGGCAGCUACGAUGAGUGCCUUUACGCGGUGCCGGUGAGUGACCGCACGCCGGUGCGCACGCAGCACUGUUUGGCGCGCGUCACGAUGGUUGGGUUCCGCGGGCGGCAAACGAUCGGCCGGAACGAAAGCGCGCAACACGGUGCCGUACGGGUACGUUGGGGUGUGUGUGUACCGGCUGGCUGUACCGAGCGGGAGGUGGGCCAUCUUCUGGCCGGCGUGAGCGGAUACGCGGUGAGCGACGUCUCGUGCCAACGGCGACCGGACCGAACGCUCGGAUACGAUCCGCUGCAGAUCGUCGUUGCCUGCGUGCUGUUCGCGUUCGUGUUGAUGGUGGUGUGUAGCACUGUGUACGGUGCUGGUGGUGGUAGCAGCGGCAAAGGUGAGUGCGCGGGCGAAAAACCAUCCACCGGGCUGGCCGUGCUGCGGGCGUUCUCCGCCGUGGACAAUCUGCGCAAGCUUACCCAGCUGUCGAAGGACGACCACGGGCUGGGCUGCAUCAACGGCAUCAAGGCGCUGUCGAUGGUGUUCAUACUCGGUGGCCAUGCGCUCGUCUUUAUGGCCGGUGGUCCGCUGCUCAAUCCGAGCUUCUUCCGCGAGCAGAGCCGACUGUUGCAGAACGCCUUCCUGCUCAACUCGCCCCUCCUCGUGGACACGUUCCUGCUGCUGAGUGGGUUCCUGUUCGCCCGCCUACUGCUGCUCGAGCUGGACAAGCGGCAGGGUCGGCUCAACUUCGGGCUGCUGUACGUGUUCCGGUACGUUCGGCUCACACCGGCCUACCUAGCGGUGAUCGCACUGUACGCCACCUGGCUGCCACGGCUAGGCGAGGGACCGCUCUGGAAGGAGCGGAUGGCGUUGGAACAGGCCCGGUGUCAGCGGAGCUGGUGGCUUAACGUGCUGUACGUGAACAACUACUUCGGCACCGACAGCGUGUGCAUGUUCCAGUCGUGGUACCUCGCCACCGACACGCAGCUGUUCGUGUUGGCCCCACUGCUGCUCUAUCCGAUGUGGCGCUACGGCCACCGGGUCGCCCUGUUGCUGAUCGGGAGUCUCACCGGUGCGUCGGUAUUGGUGCCAUUCACCGUCACAUACGUCCGACAGCUCGAUCCCACGUUUAUGAUUUUUGCCGACGAGGUGAGUGAUCUGCAGUCGAACGACUACUUCGUUAACGUGUACGGCAAAACGCACCUGCGAGCGACCGCCUACCUGUUCGGGCUGCUGGUUGGCUAUCUGGUGCACUGGAUGCAGAUGAAGAGUGUGCGCAUCGGACGUCGAACGCUGGCUCUGUGCUGGUUCGUGUCGACCGUGUGCGGAUGUUGCGCCAUGUUUUCGCUGACCGCGUUCUACACCGACCUCGGCACCGGCAACUACCUCUACAAUGCGCUGUACGCCGGGCUGCACCGGUUCGGCUGGAGCCUGUCGAACGGGUGGCUCGUGCUGGCCUGCGUUACCGGUCACGGCCGGACCCUGAAGCGGUUCCUGUCCUGGCGUGCGUUCGUCCCGCUCAGCCGGCUGACGUACUGUGCGUACCUGACGAACGGGGUGGUCGAGCUGUACCUUGCCGCAUCUCGCCGCACACCGCUCUACGCGAGCAUCGCGACACUGACCGCCGAAUCCAUCUCGCACAUGGUGCUAACGUUUCUGCUAGCGUUGCUGCUCUGCCUAAUGUUCGAGUCGCCCAUCCACGGGCUGGAGAAGCUGCUGCUCAGCCGGUUCCGACCGACACACCCGGGCACCAUCGCUAGAGAGCCGGAAACGAACAGCAUCAGCACGAACAACACACAGAGCACCUCGGAGGAGGCGUAG
Molecule: messenger RNA, 2085 nt
Organism: Anopheles marshallii
Lineage: Eukaryota; Metazoa; Arthropoda; Insecta; Diptera; Culicidae
Product: nose resistant to fluoxetine protein 6-like
Exons: 5
Coding region: 1-2085 (694 amino acids)
Molecular function (GO): acyltransferase activity, transferring groups other than amino-acyl groups
Source: RefSeq, a predicted model, not a curated record